Porites evermanni is the source of this 1430-nucleotide messenger RNA. NCBI's taxonomy places the organism in Eukaryota, Metazoa, Cnidaria, Anthozoa, Scleractinia, Poritidae. The record is from the annotation of a GenBank genome assembly.
AUGGAGGAAACAAAACCUUUGCAUGUCAACACUUCCAGCAAUUCUGCCUUCGAAGAUGAAGAGAUUGAUUAAUCCAAACAACAAAUUGCUGGGACUACCCGAAGAAGAUAAGAGUGACGCGGUGAAAGUUAUUAAAGCCCUCAUUAAGCGCUUUGAAGGCAGUGUCAGUGUUCAAGCUGAGCGAACGAAAAUGGGACGCAUGUUUCAGUCCGAAGGAGAAUCCAUUAGUGCGUGGGAAUGUCGAGUGGUGGAAUGAGCUAGAUAUUGUGAAUAUGGGAAUUUUGAAGAUCAAGUAUGCCGCGACCGUUUUAUUACUGGCUUAGUGGACGAAACUUUACAAGGAAAGUUGAAUACUAAUGAUGAUCGUGACAAGGAUGGUAACAUUGUGGAGUUCCGUACUGUGGUUGAAAUAGCGAAGAAUUAUGAAUCCUCCACUGACGCUCGAAGGCUGAUGAGGCAAGUCCGUGGAGAUCAAGAGCAGGUGAAUUGGCAGGGAAUUGGACCGAAAAAGCCUCCCAGUCAAAGCAAAACAGCACUCGCUCUCAAAGCCAAAGCAAUGGCAAAGAGUUGUCUAGAAAACAGUCUGAGUGUAACCACUGUGAGGCGACACCGAGUCACCCAAAGGAAAAGUGUCGUGCAUUUCUCUUUAAGUAUAAGUGCAGACAAUGUGGCAAAGAAUGGCAUAUAGCUCGGAAAUGUUUGUGCUAACCUCAGAACGUGAAUUCAUUGGAUGAUUCAGUUUCUGAUGAUGGGCAAGAAACAUAUCAUUUGUUUACUCUGGACACUCACUCUGUGAGAUCGGUAUCUGUACAGAAGGGGAACAAGUUUUUCGCGGGGAUCAAAUUAUCCGCAGCAAAAAAAUGUUUACCUGGAAACCUUUGCAAUUAGAUACUGCGUCAACAACCAACACCCUUGCAGUGGAGGACCUUCGGAGCAUGUGUCCAGCAGGGGUUUAUAUCCAUGGCCUAAUCAAACCCUCCUCUGCCAUCCUGCGUACCUAUGGAGGAGUUGUAAUAAAGCUAGUGGGGCAAAUAGAAUUGGUCUGUAAAACUCAAGGAAAGUUUCACACUCUUCAGUUUCAGCUGUUAAAUAAGGACGUCAUGGGAUCACAGCCACCUCUUCUAAGUGGAUCUGAUUGUGUUAGAUUAGGCCUGGUUGAGAUAAAAGGAAACACCUGCUCCUUGGAUCGUAACAACCAAAAAGGGGGUGCCUCAGAAGUGUGCCAGCUUAACUCGGGACCUGUGCGAGGAAGAGUGGAGGAAAGUGGAACUCCUGAUCAGGAAGUCAGGCCCGCCUCACUGAAUGGCAGUGCAACAGAAGAGAUUAAUCUAACUGAGGAAACCACCAGCACCUCUCAAGUACAUGGUACGUGUGAGGAUAUUAGUUUAGUUCACCGUGCUGUAAUCAAUGAAGAAACAGUUCGUCUAAAG